ACUCAAGAAUGGACAUAUUUUGCCACUUUGAAAACAACACACAGAAUAAUGGCAGUGAGUUUGGCCAUGUACUCUAUGUGAUGGGCUGGGGAGUCUUUUCCUUGGGCAUCCCAGUCAUCUUCCUGGCCAUCUAUCUACUCUACUGCCUGAUCUGUGCUAACCACAUUGCGCCCAUCUACGUCAUCAAUUUGCUGAUCUCGGACCUCCUUCAGAUGUGUGUUGCACCAGUCAUGCUCCAGCGCUACUGUAAUAUUGUGGUGCUGAUUAUUAACUUUGGCCUGACUGCAAGUGUGGGCUUCAUGGUGUGCAUUGCUCUGGAGAGGUACCUGGUGGUUGCCUUUCCCCUCUGGUACCGUUUCCGACGCAAUGUUAAGUAUUCCUUCAUUGUGUCGUCCAUCGUCUGGCUGUUUCCCUUCGUCGAGGUCAUCAUCCUAUCCGUCAUGCCGUAUGAGGCCGGGCUGAUCCUGAACUCUGUCUUGACCCUGAUCCCUGUCCCCCUGAUGAUCUUCUUCUUGGUGGGAACGCUGAGAGCUCUGUCCGGUUCCAUUUCUGUUCCCGUCCUGGAGAAGAGACGCAUUAUUGGCACGUUGGCACUGGUUCUGGGGAUCUACUGUCUUCUCUUCCUCCCACGAGUCAUGCAGGACCUGUUGAUUGCUGUGCGGAGCCCUGUGAAGUCACAUCUGGGAGGCAUCCUGGUGAUGUUCAGCCCCUUGGUGGAUCCCCUCCUCUAUGUGUUUAUGAGGAAUGGGACCAAGGACAUACUGAUGACCUGUUCCUGUCCCUGUCUGGAUCGGCUGUUGCCUGGAGAGCACAACCUUACCCAGACCACCACGACUGUGACUGAUAAUCCCACUUCACUGUGACUGGAACCUUGUGAGGAGGAGAUGAGAUAGAGCACAAAGGGUUUGGUUGCAGGAACUGUGGUACUAAAAUCAACUAAAUAAA
Messenger RNA from Hypomesus transpacificus, 945 nucleotides. RefSeq names its product ovarian cancer G-protein coupled receptor 1-like. Gene Ontology annotation, molecular function: G protein-coupled receptor activity. Lineage: Eukaryota; Metazoa; Chordata; Actinopteri; Osmeriformes; Osmeridae. The record is from RefSeq and is a predicted model, not a curated record. Gene Ontology annotation, cellular component: membrane. Gene Ontology annotation, biological process: positive regulation of Rho protein signal transduction; phospholipase C-activating G protein-coupled receptor signaling pathway.